Cololabis saira (Pacific saury) is the source of this 2859-nucleotide messenger RNA. RefSeq names its product polo-like kinase 2b (Drosophila) (gene plk2b). The record is from RefSeq and is a predicted model, not a curated record. Gene Ontology annotation, biological process: regulation of cytokinesis; protein phosphorylation; mitotic cell cycle. Lineage: Eukaryota; Metazoa; Chordata; Actinopteri; Beloniformes; Belonidae. Gene Ontology annotation, molecular function: protein binding; protein serine/threonine kinase activity; ATP binding. The transcript is spliced from 14 exons. The coding region runs from base 27 to 1997 and encodes 656 amino acids. Gene Ontology annotation, cellular component: centrosome; nucleus; cytoplasm.
CAGACAGCAGGAGGACCAGUGCUCUGAUGGAAGAGCAGACACACGCCGGGCUCCAGCACACCAAGAGCGACAGCAUGUGUGAGUCCACCCAGAGGUCCUGCGAGCCUCGUCGGAAGAGGAUGGAUGAGCGCGGCGCUCCGUCAGAAAUGGCCCGGAUAAUCACGGAUCCUGCCACGGGGAAGUGUUACUGCCGUGGGAAAGUUUUGGGAAAGGGAGGCUUUGCCAAAUGCUAUGAGAUGACCGACCUUUCCACCAGCAAAGUUUACGCAGCCAAGAUUAUUCCACACGCGCGCGUCUCCAAACCGCACCAACGGGAGAAGAUUGACAGAGAAAUCGAGCUACACAGAUUGCUGCACCACAAACAUGUUGUGCACUUUUAUCACCAUUUCGAGGACAAGGAGAACAUCUACAUCCUUCUGGAAUAUUGCAGUAGAAAAUCACUUGCCCACAUCCUGAAGGCUCGUAAAGUACUUACUGAGCCAGAGGUGCGUUAUUACUUGAGGCAGAUUGUCUCCGGGCUGAAAUACCUGCAUGAGCAAGAAAUCCUUCACAGAGACCUUAAAUUGGGUAACUUCUUUGUGAGCGAGUCGAUGGAGCUGAAGCUCGGUGACUUUGGUCUGGCUGCCAAGUUGGAGCCGGCGGGACACAGGAGGAAGACAAUCUGCGGGACUCCCAACUACCUGUCCCCUGAGGUGCUCAACAAGCAGGGCCACGGCUGUGAAUCAGACAUCUGGGCCUUAGGCUGUGUAAUGUACACUAUGCUGCUGGGCCGACCACCAUUUGAAACCACCAACCUGAAGGAGACGUAUAAGUGCAUUAGAGAGGCGCGUUACACACUUCCCUCGUCCCUGUCUCCACAAGCUAAGCAGCUGAUUACAAGUCUGCUGGCCAAGAUUCCAGAAGACCGACCCAACCUGGACUAUAUUCUGAGGCACGACUUUUUCACUCAGGGCUUCAGUCCAGAGCGUCUGCCGCCUAGCUGCUGCCACUCACCUCCAGAUUUCCACAUAUCCAGUCCUGCCAAGAGUUUCUUUAAGAAAGCUGCUGCUGCACUGUUUGGUGGGAAGAAGGACAAAGUCAAAUACUACGAUUCGCUGAAUAAGUUAACCAAAGAGGAGGAAGAGAUCUACAAACUGCAGCAUGAUUUGGAGAGAACAGUCAUCAGCAAACAGAGCAAAAAGACGUCUGAGAAUGGAAGUCUACUUCCGCUGUAUGCUGGGAGCCCCGUUGCCGUAGCAACAGAGAGCCAGUCCCCGACAACGCAAGACACCAUCCGCCUGAUUGUGAGGGGGAGUCUGGGCAGCUGUAGCAGCAGUAGUGAAUGUCUGGAAGACAGCACAACCGGCAGCGUGGCAGAGACCGUUGCGAGUGUGUUGAGGGGAUGUCUGGAGAACAUGCCUGAAGCAAACGACAUUCCUCAGGCCUCAAACAGCUGCAGUCUUCAGUGGGUGACUAAGUGGGUGGACUACUCCAACAAGUAUGGCUUUGGCUACCAGUUGUCUGAUUACACCGUGGGAGUUCUCUUCAACAACGGCACUCACAUGAGCCUCCUCCCCGACAGAAAGACCAUCCAUUACUACGCAGGGCUGGGCCAGCGUUCUGUUUUCCCCACCACCGAGGUUCCUGAGCACUUAGUGGGCCAGUUGACUGUGCUCAAGUACUUUUCACACUACAUGGAGGAGAACCUCAUGGAUGGCGGAGACCUCGGCACUGUGCAAGACGCACACAUGCCCAGACUCUACCUGCUGCAGUGGCUCAAGUCCGACCGCGCCCUCAUGAUGCUGUUCAACGAUGGCACUUUCCAGGUCAACUUUUACCACGAUCACACCAAGAUCAUCCUGUGUUGCCAGAGGGAGGAGUACAUGGUGACUUACAUCAACGAGGAACGUGUGUCCAAGACCUUCAAACUCAGCUCCCUUCUGACGUCCGGCUGCCCCGCCGACCUGCGUCAGCGCGUGGCGUACUCCCUCAGUAUGCUCUUGCAGAGAUGCAGCUAAACCCACAACGGAACAUUUUGCAUGGACAAACUGAGCAAACCACUCACUGUGUUCCUGCAGAGCUGCAGAGGAACCGACGUGCGGCCCGUUGAACACGGGCAGAUUGCAAGGAUGGACUCCAGCAAAAAAUGAAUGAACAUUCUUACACUCCUGCACUGUUGUGACGUGGCGUUGGUGCAGAUGAAACUAGGAGGCAGAGAGUCUGAAAGAGCCUGGCAAUAUGACAUGUAGCACAACGAACGUGGACAGAAAAAAAAGGGCUGAUUUGUAUGUUGAUUGUUGGAAAGGAGGAGGGACUGGGUAUGUUGGUACGAAUGUGAACCCCAGUUGUUCGUAGGGAUACAGAGGGAAGUUUGGGAAGUAAAGGCAAGUGCUGGGCUGGGACCAGCUUAAAUGUGUUCAGUAGUUGUUGGACUCCAGAGGCACAAACCCACGCUCUGAACUUAAACAGAGCUCAUCUGUAAGAUAUUGUUAAUGUUGUACAGUGUGCGUCUCAGCCUUCUGAGCAGUGUAAAGAAAUGACUUGCCGAAGUGUGUGUGGAUGCCACAGAGCUUGACUGUUCACAUGUAUGCGUGCAUCUCUCUGAGUGUGUGGGGUGUAAUAUCACACUUACUUUUAAAACUGUGAUUUUGUCCUUUUUAAGAACAGAUGGCCUCAGCACAUUGAGCUGGGCACCAGAGGGGUGGCAUGAGGGAGGGGGCAGGAGGAGAUAAUGACAUUGAGAAAAACAGUACUAGAGGUCCUGUAAGGAUCCUUUAUGAGCCAUUAUCACCUUGGUUUAAAAAAUGUGGUAAAUAACUUAUUAUGUGAGGAAAGUGCAGUAUUUAUUUAUUUAAUAAAAACGAGCGUUUUAAAAAAAGA